Messenger RNA from Verticillium alfalfae VaMs.102, 1605 nucleotides. RefSeq names its product extracellular cell wall glucanase Crf1. The record is from RefSeq and is a predicted model, not a curated record. Lineage: Eukaryota; Fungi; Ascomycota; Sordariomycetes; Glomerellales; Plectosphaerellaceae. Gene Ontology annotation, cellular component: fungal-type cell wall. The coding region runs from base 1 to 1605 and encodes 534 amino acids. Gene Ontology annotation, molecular function: glycosyltransferase activity; hydrolase activity, hydrolyzing O-glycosyl compounds. Gene Ontology annotation, biological process: carbohydrate metabolic process; fungal-type cell wall organization. The transcript has 2 exons.
AUGUGGUCCUCACUUGCUAUGCCAGCCUUUGCGCUGCUGGCGACGCUUUCCCAGAAUGCCCUCGCGCAGGUCACCUCCGAUUGCAACCCGAUCAACGAAACUGACUGCGCCCCGAACCCGGCCUUGGGCAUGGCGCAUACAUUCAACUUCAACGCGACGCCCUCGAAGGACCUUUGGGAAACCCAUGUCGGGCCCAUCUCCUUCUCUGAUAAGGAUGGUGCUGCUUUCACCAUCACGAAGCAGGGCGAUUCGCCUACUCUCCGGUCCCAUUUCUACUUCUUCGGUGGCCGUACCGAGAUCAUCCUCAAGGCAGCUGCCGGCAAGGGCAUCAUCAGCUCUGUCAUGUGGCUCAGCGAUACCCUGGAUGAGGUCGAUUGGGAAUUCGUUGGUGUCAACAGCACCACGGCCCUGAGUAAUUACUUUGGCAAGGGAAAAGAAAUCUUUACCGAAGGCAAAGAUCACCCUGUCGCUGGCGCACCCGUCUGGGAUGAUUUCCACAACUACACCACCACUUGGACUGAGGAUCGCCUCGAGUGGUUCAUCGAUGGCCAGUCUGUCCGCGUCCUCAACAGAGCUGACGCUCUCGAGGGCGGCAAUCUGUUCCCUCAGACGCCCAUGCGCCUCUACCUCGGCAUCUGGGCUGGAGGCGACCCAAGACUACCCAAGGGCACUCGGGAUUGGGCUGGCGGCGACACCGAGUACGACAAAGGUCCCUUUACCAUGCACGUUCAAAAAGCGCAUGUUCAAGACUACAGUACCGGCAAGGAGUACGUCUAUGGUGACAAAUCUGGUUCUUGGCAGAGCAUCCAAGUUGUCGAGGGCAACUCGACCGUCAAGGAAACACUCCUGGCAACUCCUGACAAAUCCAUUGGCGAGAAGUUCGACGAGCUUCCUCAGGGCGCCAAGAUUGCCGUCUACGCCGGAGGCGCUGGCGUUGCCGCCAUACUCGUGUUUGCGUUGAUCUUCUACAUUAUUCGACAGCGCCGUCGUGGAGCUCGCGAGUCUGCCGAAGCCGCCAAGAGGGCCGAGGCCGAGCGUGUCGAGCUGGACGGCUACAAAAAGAGUGGCGUCAACCCCGAUGGCUUCUCUGGGCCCACAGGCAUGGAAUACAACGCCCGCUCCAUCGGCAAGGACGGCAGCUUCCGCGAGGAGAGCUACGAAAUGCCCGUCACGGCGGCCAGCCCUCUUCACAGCAGUGGUCUGCCCGAGAAGGGAUGGGAUUCCACUUCGUACGGCGGUGCUGCGGGUGCGGGAGCAGCAGCUGGCGCUGCCGUUGGUUCGGCGGCCGCGAUGCGUUCUCCUACCGCUCCCCUGCUUGGUCACAAUGACCAGAUGAGCCCUCGCAUGCACAGCCCAGCGCCGUACAGUGAUUCCGCAUCACCACACGGCCAGCAGUUCCGCUCGCCCCUGAGGACCCCGAGCCCCGGCAUGCCGCCACAGGGACCGCUCCCCAUGUCGCCGAACCGAAGCGUAUCUACGCCUCAGCAAUUUGGCAACCAGCGAAUGGGUAGUCCGGCGCCGCCCCAGCCAAACCGCAGUUUUAGCAGCAACCAGUAUGGUGACGGCACAGACCAGUCGUACUGGAACAACAACGGCUACAGGUAG